Messenger RNA from Adineta ricciae, 978 nucleotides. The record is from the annotation of a GenBank genome assembly. Lineage: Eukaryota; Metazoa; Rotifera; Eurotatoria; Adinetida; Adinetidae.
AUGUCUGUUUUAAGACCAGAUCGAACCUCGUGUGCCACAUGUGGCCAAACAGCUGGCAUAUUUACUUGUCGUGGAUGUUCCGAGAAUUUUUGUUUACGUCACACCAACGAACAUCGCGAAGGUCUGGAAAAACAAAUGAAACAUAUCAUUCAUUCACAUCAACAAUUAAAGCAAAACAUAACUGGUCCCACAAACGAUCAAUCGUGUCAAUCACUUCUUCAGCAAAUCGAACGAUGGGAACAGCAAUCACUAGCGAAGAUUCGGCAAGUGGCUAAUGAUACUCGUGAUCAAGUGUUAGGCAUUGUUCGACAACGAACCGAUGAUCUUAAAGAACAAUUAAGUAAAUUAAGUCAACAGCUGGAUAAAGCUCAAAAAGAUGGUAGUUACUUCGAAGAUGAUAUCAGAAAUUGGUUAGAAAGAUUACAAAAGUGUCAACACUUGUUCCAAGAACAACAAAACACUCAACUUUAUUUUGAAAGAAGUUCAGUGCCGUUCAUAUCAAAAAUAUCCCUUCAUGAUAUAACAAACGACGCGCUUCCGCAAUCGUCGUCCGAAGGUUUAUAUCAACGAAAGUUGACAAAGUAUACUGAUGAUUAUUCGAAUUCGCCAGAAAAUGGCGAAUACUCCAGAGGUGAACGUUCGUUACGAUUUCAAAUCGAACAAUAUAGUCGAAAUAGUUCUAUUCUCUUUGGAAUCAUAUCAAAGAAUAGUUUAGACAAUGACAAUCCACAUGAGAAUCCCACGUUUUACGGUUGGGGCUCGAAGAAUCUUGUCUAUCGUGGUGGUGAUAUUCAGGCUAAUUAUGAUGGAUAUAAAACAGAUGUUCAAACAGAUGAUAUUCUAAUGUUAUCGAUCGAUUGUGAUCGAGAAACGAUUAGUUUAAAAAACGAACGAACGCAACGAACGUAUGUUUUACAAAUUGAUCUGAGCAAAUGUCCGUUUCCUUGGCGCCCGAAUGUUCGAUUUAUUUCAAAUUAA